Plasmodium coatneyi is the source of this 2091-nucleotide messenger RNA. RefSeq lists its product as uncharacterized. The transcript has a single exon. NCBI's taxonomy places the organism in Eukaryota, Apicomplexa, Aconoidasida, Haemosporida, Plasmodiidae. The record is from RefSeq and is a predicted model, not a curated record. The coding region runs from base 1 to 2091 and encodes 696 amino acids.
AUGAAACAGGAACAGAAACACAUCAUAGAGGUGAACGCCAUCAAGGGCUACUACAAAAAGACAUUCACCAACGAGCUGCUGCUUUCACUGCAGAAGGAAAUAAACAUAGAAGACCUCCUAUACUCAUACAACUACUAUUCCAAUUUGCUAACGGAAGAUGACAAAUUUGAUAAUGAGGAGGUGGGGAGUGAAUACCUGAAGAGUGAAGACGAACAGGAGGAGUUACCACCGAGUGGGACAGACAAGAAGUAUAAAGUAAGGAAAGAAGAUUCGGGGGAAGAUAUGAUUAAUUACUUCGACCCAACUGUAAGUGAAGAAUUGUAUGAAGAAAAAAUCGAACAAACAUUCGAAUAUUUGGAUAAUUUUUUAAAAGCAUUUUAUGUUCCAAAUGAUAUGAACAAAUCAGGCGAAAUGGAAAUAAUAAAUGACGUAGUGAAAAAUUUAGUAAUAGAAAAAGUGAAUGAUGAGGAAUAUAAAAUAUUGGACAUGCAAUGUGAGAAAUCCCAGAUAUAUGAAAUUACGUUAAUCAUCAUUGCGUACAUUAUUAGGAAUAUUUUCAGUUUAAGUUUGGGAAGGAAAAUUAUUUUUUCCAACGAAAAAAUGACCAAUCUGUUGUUAAGGGCGUUGUAUAAGCAAAAUAUAUACAUACAAAUAUUCACUUUGAAAAAUUUAAAAAAAUAUAUCAUGGAAGAUGGAGAAUGUUUGCAAGACAUCCACUUAAAAAUGAUUAAAAUUUGUAUCUUCAGUAAAUCGCUGUGCUCUUUCAAUCGCUCCAACGAAAUGGUGAAACUUUUAGUGAAAGAAAAUAAACACGUGAGUGAAAUUUUCGAUUUAUAUUUUUUAAAAAAGCUUAAGAAGUCUUUGGAACAUUCGGACAAUGUGCAACGCCUACGAUUGCUCGAUCUCAUUGCAGAGUGUGCAAAUAUAAACAGCCAACAAAUUUGCAACAUUUUUCAAACGAAGAAGAAAAAAAGCGUGAUGCAGGAGAAUGUUGAACAGGACGUUGGUAUGUCUCACCAGGGGGAAAAGAAAGAAACACACACGGGUGGUGAUGUGCCGCAUGGAACAACGGACAAAUAUGAUGACGAUGCCAAUUUGGAAAACUUCACCUACGAUAGCAACUACGAAGAAGAGGAAUGCACCUAUGAUGACAUAUCCUUUGUAAGUAAAAAUAUCGUACAGGAUGAAAUGAAAAAGCAUAAUAUACAGUUAAGUCAAAUAUGCAAAAUGGUAAAAAUUAAUGUAUACAAAUAUUUAUAUAUGUUAUACCAGAAGGAGGAUUUACUGCUGAAAAUAAAUGUGCUGGAAAUAUUCUCGAAAUUUGUGCAAAACGAAUACUACAGUGAUUGUACUGUGCAGAAUUGCUAUCUUUUGCACACCGUCUUGAAGGAUCUACACAAUCCAGACGAUGAUGUUCUUCCCCUGAGUAUACUCAACUCCCUCAUUUGUUACGCCAAAAUAAGUUCAGCUCUUCUUCAUUUUAUAAUCACCGCACAUGACAAUAUUCUCAUGAAGACGAUCAUUUAUUAUCUGGCGAACGAUUCCACUAACGGUAGUAGUGCCAACGUGGAAAAGCUAAUUGUUGGCAUAAAAUCCUUUGGCUACUUUUUUUCAAUGAAGGCGUCUUGUCAAGCUCUUGUAAAUCUAAACCAGAAUGCACACCUUAUUGUAAUUAAUAACAUAAACACACACUCACACACGAAUGUUUUAAAACACGCAAUAAAUAUAUGGAUAAAAAUAAUACCAGCCGAAUGCAUGGGUGCUCAAUGGAACAAACAACUCAUUCACGAUGUCCUCUUCCAAAAGGUUAUCACAAUAUUAAAAGAAAUAGAUGACCAAGAGGUUCAGAUAAAUACGUAUCAAUUGCUUCGUGUAAUGAUCCCCUACAGCAUUGCAGAUUUUAUCAUACAGGAGCAGUGGCUCAUUAGGACUCUCCAAAGCAGCUUUGGAAACAACAGCUACGAGCUCAAGAUGAGUAGAUACAAUUUUUUUAAGGAACUCUACGAACUUAACAAAAUUACCAUAACGAAUGAUGCCUUCGCGGAUAACCUCAUCAGCAACUUUCUGGAGAAGAUGCCCAAGAGGUAUUAG